Messenger RNA from Dendrobium catenatum, 2883 nucleotides. RefSeq names its product ent-copalyl diphosphate synthase 1, chloroplastic. Gene Ontology annotation, cellular component: chloroplast. Lineage: Eukaryota; Viridiplantae; Streptophyta; Magnoliopsida; Asparagales; Orchidaceae. Gene Ontology annotation, biological process: gibberellin biosynthetic process. The record is from RefSeq and is a predicted model, not a curated record. Gene Ontology annotation, molecular function: magnesium ion binding; terpene synthase activity. The transcript has 14 exons. Bases 21 to 2381 code for a protein of 786 amino acids.
GUUCUUUCAGCUAAAGCGCCAUGGCUUCAUCAGCGGUAGGGAAAGCAUCGCCUUUUCCGGCGAUCCCUCGAAAUUGCUUGCCGCCGGAGCCCGGUUUUUCCAGAAACGGUGGUACGGGAGGGUGGAGACGAAAAGCUGAAUUAGCCAUCCCUGUUUGGAGAGUAAAUGCGAUUUUGAAAUCAAGCUUUCACGAAUACCGCCCAAAAUUUAGUGACAAAAAGUUAAAAGAAGUCGAAUUGCUCAAGAAAAUUCCAGAGCUACAGGAGGAGGCAGCCACCAAGCCCGCUGGAGGAAGACGAGCAAUAUGGGAAAUGAUCAAAGAGGUGAAAGCAAUGCUGAGCUCAAUGGGCGAUGGAGAAAUCACUUCAUCCGCAUAUGACACGGCAUGGGUUGCCAUGGUGCCGGGAACCGGCGGCUCCGGCCCUCGAUUCCCCUCUAGCCUGCAAUGGAUAAUCGACAACCAGCUCGACGACGGAUCUUGGGGCGACCAGGGCCUCUUCUCUGCCCAUGACCGAAUAAUCAGCACGCUCGCCUGUGUUGUCGCUCUCCGCUUCUGGAACCUUUAUCGUGAUCAAUGCCAGAAAGGUUUAUUGUUCUUGAAAGAGAACAUGCGGAGGCUGGCUGAGGAAGAUGAGGAGCUGAUGCCGAUUGGGUUCGAGGUGGCAUUGCCUUCUUUAAUGGAUUUAGCCAAAGGCUUGGGCUUGGAUUGUCCUUACGACGACCCUUCGUUGCAGUAUAUAUGCGCAAAGAGGGAGAUAAAGCUGAAGAGGAUUCCAAGGGAAUUGAUGCAUAAAGUACCAACAACGCUGCUCCAUAGCUUGGAAGGCAUGCCUGGCUUGGAAUGGCAGAGCCUGUUGAAGCUGCAGAGCUCGGAUGGCUCCUUCCUGUUUUCUCCGUCUUCAACAGCUUAUGCUCUCAUGCAGACCGGAGACGAAAACUGUCUUAGAUAUCUCAAGAAAGUUGUAGAUAGAUUUCAUGGAGGAGUGCCGAAUGUUUACCCGGUGGAUCUGUUCGAGCAUUUAUGGGUAGUCGACAGACUUCAAAGACUCGGCAUUUCGCGGUAUUUUGAGGCGGAGAUCAAACAGUGCAUGGAUUACAUCUUCAAACAUUGGAGCGAACAUGGGAUAUGUUGGGCGAGGAGCUCAGAAGUGCGUGAUAUUGAUGACACGGCCAUGGCGUUUCGGCUCUUGCGACUCCAUGGAUACAGCGUUUCUCCUGAUGUGUUCCAGAAUUUCAAAAGUGAUGACAAGUUUUUUGGCUUCAUCGGCCAAUCAACUCAGGCGGUGACUGGAAUGUACAACUUGAACAGGGCAUCUCAGCUAAUCUUUCCCAACGAGGAGAUACUCAAACAAGCAAAAAACUUCUCAUACCAAUUCCUAAAGGAGAAGCGCGCUUCCAAUCAGCUCCUCGACAAGUGGGUCAUUGCCAAAGAUUUGCCAGGCGAGGUAGCCUAUGCUUUGGAUUUUCCUUUCUACGCAAGUUUACCUCGCAUUGAGACAAGGUUGUACAUUGAGCAGUAUGGUGGCGAUGGUGAUGUUUGGAUUGGAAAGACGCUCUACAGGAUGUUGUACGUGAACAAUGUCUUGUAUUUGGAUCUUGCAAAGGCUGAUUUCAACCAAUGUCAGGCCAUCCACCAGCUCGAGUGGCUCCGUUUGCAAAGGUGGUAUGAGGAGUGCGGGCUGACAGAGCAUGGAACGUGGCAGAACUUCGUGUUGAGGGCCUACUUCUUGGCGUCAACAUCUAUAUUUGAGCCGGACCGUUCCGCCGAGCGGCUUGGUUGGGCCGGAACCGCCGUGCUGGCGGAGGCCGUCGCCAAUUCCACCACCACCGAUGCGAUUCAUUCGAAGCUGAUCGGGGAAGUGCUGGUGGGCCACAUUCUAAGGCUGUUUGACAGGCCUAGACCGCUGAAGCUGCCGAUCCAUAUUUUCCGCCGCCAUCUCCGACGGGCUUGGGGGGAGUGGCUGGUGAAAUUGGAGGUGGGGGAGAGCCAACAGCGGUGUUGCUUACUGCAAGGGGGGACGGCAUUGCUGUUAGUUCGGUCGAUUGAGCUUUGUGCGGGUCGGACCGAACCGGAGGACGAACCGGCCCGCUUAGAGUACGCCCGACUCGUCCGGCUCACCAUCUCAAUUUGCGGGCGGCUACAAUCUUGCGCGCGUGUUGGCGAGGCAAGCAGGGUCAGAAUCGAGAGUGAUAGUGAUAUGGAUUCAGAGAUGCAUGAACUGGUAAAAUGUGUACUUGAGCCUCGGGGUCCCAAUGGCCUCAACCUUGAAACCAAGCAAACUUUUCUCGCAGUUGUGAAGAGCAUUUACUACUUGGCUUGGUGUCCUUCCACCAAACUCAACAACCACAUUACAAAGGUGCUUUUUGAGCAAGUGGAAUAGCCUAAUCUUAGCAAGCGGACAAGUCAACAUAAAUCAAAGAAUUUCAUGCAUGUAUAUGGUAUAAGAUUUGCAAUUAUAGCAAUGAGAUUAUUAUGGAGUUUCUUUUAUGCAAGAAAAUGCUAGCUGUAGCGAUUUAGGUUUUGUUUGAGACAGCUUUUGUACUGCUUCCUAAAACGAUUUUUUAGUUUAAAAUUUUUUAAUUCAAGAAAUUUUUGUGCUAGAAAGCUGUUUUAGAAAGCAACAAAAAAUUAUCCCAAACGAAGCCUUAGAGUUUGGUGGAAGGAGUUGGUGAUCUUGACAAAUAGAUAUCCUGCAUUCUAUAUGCAUUUUGGGUUUGAGCUUUGCAGGGCCCUAUAAUUCUCUAGUUUUGAAUGCUGACAUGAUAUGAAACUACUUCUAUGUGUAAGAAAGGGAGUUGAAUCUUCACCCCCACAUUUUUUUCUUCUUUAUUGUAGAUAAUUAAUAAGAGCAAUAAAGCUUGGAAUAAUCAAUUUAUCCUUUA